CCUGUCCUAUUGGUCUUGGUCUGGAUGGGCGUGCCCUGCCACCGGCACAAGGCUACCCCGUUACAAGAUGUGAGUGACGGUGACAGCGGCUUAUAGAGUUCCUACAGGGAAGUGACAGCCGAAGCCCCCGGAUACAGGACUUUUAAAGGGAUAUUGCGGGGCGGCAGGGGACGGGCAAGACAGGGUUCUAGCCGUUCCAGAAUGGAAGCAACCUGUGUAGUCGUUUAACUCUACAGGUGCCUGUUGAUUCUAUCCCAUCCCAUUGCUCCCCCGGAAGUGUGACAGAGCUUCCUAUACACGUGCUAUAGGCAUCAGUGUUGUAUAUAAAUACAUAUAUGUGCAGACUAGUGGUUAUGGUGUAUUUCAUUCUCAAAGUAUCUGAAUCAAGGGCAAGUUAAGUCAUUUCUCUGUAACUCCCCACUAGGCUACAGAGUAUUAACAGCAAACAGGGCAGUUAUACAGGAUGUGUAUUGUUAUAUAUAAAGCUAAUUGUCUAGUGUGAUUCUGGUAUUUGGGAUAGGACAGGUUAUUGUAUAGAUAUAAAUACACUUUGGUGACCAGACAUAUAGUGCCCAAUCAUGAUUCAGGUUUGCCCGUCCCCUGUCACCCGCUCGGCUGUGUUAAAACGAGUGGCGGCGCUGGCCUUGGUGGCCUACGGGGCCCGGAGAAUUUGCCCAGCACUGAGACGCCUUUGCCUUCAGCUACAAAACGACCCCAAGGCUAACGGGCUACCCAGAAGUGCUGAGGAAUCGUUGUCAUCUUCUCCGAAUUCAUACGAGAGAACUGGGGUAAACAGAGUCUUUUUCCGCAGGUUGGCCCGUCUCUUGCGUCUGCUGUUCCCUAAGCUGGCGAGUAAAGAGUUUGGGCUGUUAUUGUUGCAUUCAGCUGCCCUCAUCUCUAGGACGUUUCUUUCAGUGUAUGUGGCCCAACUAGACGGGCGGUUGACCAGGGCUAUAGUUAAUAAACGGCCAGCCAGUUUUGUGUGGCAGCUCCUCAAGUGGCUCCUUAUUGCGCUUCCAGCAACCUUUGUCAACAGCGCCAUCCGCUACCUUGAGGGCCAGCUGAGCUUGGCUUUCCGAACCCGAUUGGUUGCCCAUGCCUAUCGAUUAUAUUUUGGCCAUCAAACCUAUUACAGAGUCAGUAACAUGGAUGGACGACUGCGCAACCCUGACCAGUCACUGACUGAGGACGUAGUGGCCUUUGCCAACUCGGUGGCUCAUUUGUACUCUAACUUGACCAAGCCUGUCCUGGAUGUUGUGGUGACCACAUACACGUUGAUCAGUACGGCCAAGUCAAAGGGGGCUAACACAGCCUGGCCAUCUACUAUAGCUGGACUUGUGGUGGUCCUCACAGCGAAGGUGCUCAAAAGCUGUUCCCCGAAGUUCGGCAAACUGGUAGCUGAGGAGGCCCGUCGGAAAGGAGAGCUUCGAUACAUGCAUUCAAGGGUUGUCGCCAAUUCAGAAGAGAUCGCUUUUUAUGGGGGUCACAAGGUGGAGAUGUCCCUCCUAAGAAAGUGCUAUGAAGAUCUAUCCUCGCAGAUUAACAUUAUCCUCCUGGAGAGGCUUUGGUAUGUGAUGUUGGAGCAGUUCCUAAUGAAGUACGUGUGGAGCGCAUCGGGUUUGGUUAUGGUCGCUGUGCCCAUAAUUACGGCUACAGGCUAUGCUGAAACUGAUUCAGAGGAAGUGAAAAAAGCUGCAAUGGAGAUGAAAGAAGAGGAGCUGGUGAGCGAGAGAGCCGAAGCCUUUACCACAGCUAGAAACCUGCUGACGGCAUCUGCUGAUGCCAUAGAGAGAGUCAUGUCAUCCUACAAAGAGGUGACGGAGCUGGCUGGCUACACGGCGAGGGUUCAUGACAUGUUUGAGGUAUUUGAAGAUGUGCAGAAAGGCAUCUACAAACGGCCUGGAGAGCUGGAAGAAGCUGAGUCCAAGAACAGGGGCAUUAUUCAACAUGGAAUUCGUAUGGAAGGGCCACUUGAGAUAAAAGGGAAAGUAGUGGACGUGGAGAAUGGGAUUGUAUGUGAGAAUAUCCCAAUUGUCACUCCUACAGGAGAUGUGGUUGUGGAGCGCCUAAAUAUUCGGGUAGAGGAAGGAAUGCAUCUUCUGAUCACUGGACCCAACGGCUGUGGGAAAAGCUCUCUGUUUAGGAUUCUUGGUGGUCUCUGGCCUGCGUACAAAGGUGUCUUGUAUAAACCCCCUCCACAACAUAUGUUCUACAUCCCACAAAGGCCGUAUAUGUCAGUGGGAACAUUGCGGGAUCAGGUUAUUUACCCAGACACAGCCGAGGACAUGAGGCAGAAAGGCUUCACUGACAAGACCCUGGAGGCCAUUCUUAACAUAGUGAAUCUGAUUUAUUUGGUGCAAAGAGAAGGAGGCUGGGACUCCGUGAGCGACUGGAAGGAUGUGCUCUCCGGCGGGGAGAAGCAGAGAGUCGGCAUGGCUCGGAUGUUUUACCACAAGCCCAAAUAUGCCCUCCUGGAUGAGUGCACAAGUGCGGUGAGCAUAGACGUAGAAGGCAAGAUCUUCCAGGCUGCAAAGGAUGCUGGAAUAGCUCUGCUGUCAAUCACUCACAGGCCUUCCCUUUGGAAGUACCACACUCAUCUGCUGCAGUUCGACGGGGAAGGAGGCUGGAAGUUCGAGAAGCUGGACACGGCAGCCCGUCUUUCGCUCACAGAGGAGAAGCAGCGGCUGGAACAGCAGCUGGCGGGAGUUCCCAAAAUGCAGCAUCGACUGAGUGAACUCUGCCACCUUCUGGGGGAGGAUUCUGAAGUAGCCGACAAAGAAGAGAAUGUCGAUUCCGAACAGGAUGAGUAAGGACACUGCUCACUUACACAGUUAGUGGGUUACACCAACAAUGCUUACGGUUGACCCAUCUAUUCAGUGGGUACAUCCGAUAAACCCAUUACUGUAGUGAGGUCAUACCUGCAAGAAGGAGCUCAGUGUAUAUUGCUGACUCCAUAAUAGUGCCACUGUGUUGCGGGCUCCUAUAGAAGUAAAUUCAUGCACUUUUUGCCCAGUGUGACUUCUGGUGACUGAAUAUGUUUUCUGUUGCUGGGUCGGCUCUACGUAGGCAGCCGUUUCCCUGUGAUUGUGGCGUGCCUUAGGUAUUAACCCAGCUAAUGUCAAAGGACAGCUCUUGCUAUUCCCACAGGUCCCAUACAGCCCCUUUACUGCAGGAAAAGGAUAUCAACCCUCUCACUAUCAAGGCCAGCUUCCCUUCCAUGAAGCUCUUUUUGUUUUGUUACCUGGCUAUAUCCAUCUACGGCCACUGAUUGAGCUUAGUUCAAAUGAUUUAAUUUUUUAUUCCCAAAGUCUACAUGCAUUUCAGGAUCAUGCAAGUAUAGUGUAAGCUUCAGUUAAAGGAGAAGGAAAGGCUGUAUUUACUUGGGGGUGCCAAAAGUUAGGCACCCUCAAAUGAUUGUAUAUACUUACCUCACAUCUCAGGUCGGUGCUCCCAUCAGAAAAAAAAUGCGCCGGCCCGGGGUUCUUCAGUGAGUACAACGGAGCGACUGGUUUCUUCUUUCUUCAUGCGGCUGCUCAUGAGCAGUAGAGUGUAAAGCCAAA
Molecule: messenger RNA, 3560 nt
Organism: Xenopus laevis (African clawed frog)
Lineage: Eukaryota; Metazoa; Chordata; Amphibia; Anura; Pipidae
Gene: abcd1.S
Product: ATP binding cassette subfamily D member 1 S homeolog
Exons: 10
Coding region: 579-2810 (743 amino acids)
Biological process (GO): very long-chain fatty acid metabolic process; fatty acid beta-oxidation; long-chain fatty acid import into peroxisome
Cellular component (GO): membrane; peroxisomal membrane
Molecular function (GO): ATPase-coupled transmembrane transporter activity; nucleotide binding; ATP binding
Source: RefSeq, a predicted model, not a curated record